ACAGUCAAGUGAAGCAGAUAUCAAGUUCAUAAAGUUAGCCGUGUGCGUCUUCUCCGGUCGUCAGAAAUUCUUUUAACUACUGUAAACCGACGGGCAAUUUAAAUAGGCCUAUUUGUGCGAAGUUGAUAUCAAGUUGUCAAUCACCAAAGAUAUACCUGUCAAUCAUACGGUGUAUUACAUUCUCAACGAAAACAAGUUGCAACAUUGAUUUUAGCAUUACUUGCCUCAAACCGACUGGUGCCAUUAAACUCCAGGUGCACAAUGGAACUCGAUGAUUACAACGAAAAGACAAAGCUCGUUUCGAAAUUCGACCAAGCUUCAAACGAAAUUACAUGUGACGCAAAGAAAAUGAAAUCACUCCCUUCGAUUCAAGAUGCGACUGUACAUUUUUCACAAACAAAUGGAACAUUUUUUGUCAAUUUUGAUGGAAUAAAUAGUGGAAGAUUUGGAGAUUUUGGAGAGGGGUCUGCAUUUCAAGCUGCCUGUAAUAUAUGUAACUGCAUAUUUGGCGUCGGAAUAUUGAGUAUUCCAUAUGCCUUCAAGGAGGGCGGGCUUGUAGCGGCGAUCGUUAUUUUUUGUCUAGCAUGUAUAGUUCUAGUCCACACAAGUAAGUUAAUUGCACGUUGUUUGUAUGACGAGGUUGAGACAUGUGAUGGACAAAUAAAGCAAGUGAGGACAAGAUCCAGUUAUGCUGAUAUAGCACAAGCCUGCUGGGGUGAGCACGGCCGACGAUUUAUAGUCGUCAUCCAGAUCAUAUACUGCAUGGCAGUAGCAACGCUCUAUCUCGAGUUGGCAGGAGCGAUGCUGGUGGAGACAUUUCCUAGGUCGGGACUUUCCAAACUUUGGUGGACUGUAAUCACAACAGUGCUAGUCUUGCCCAGCAUAUUCUUAAGAACUUUAAUUAAAAUUUCAAUUAGUAGCUUCAUCGCCCUUCUUGCGAUCUCCAGCAUGUUUAUAAGCGUCAUCGUAUAUUCAGCAAUUGAAAUCAACUCCAGUACCUGGCAAUUUGAAUACACACCGAAUGUUGGUAUCAGAGCAUUCACCGUUAGCUGCGGGGUAUUACUCUUCAACUUCGAGGCCAGUUUUGCAGUAGCUGGUGUCGAAGAAACUAUGAAGGAUCGAUCCAAGUUCGAUAUGAUGAUAAACUUUUCGUAUGCUUUCUGUACGGUCCUUCUACUAGCUUAUUCAAUUACGCCGUACAUUGCCUUUGGAAAUGAUGUAAAAGAAUUCAUCGUUUAUAAUAUGCCAGCGGGGCCAGUCUUCAUAGCUAUCAGCCUGCUUCUAGUUCUUAAAGCGAUAUUCACGUACCCUUUAUUUCUGUUUUUCAUAAUUGAUAACUUCGAUUUACUAAAAAUUCAUUCACUACCCCCUUGCUACGGGCCUACACCGAAGGACCCACCUCCAAUUUGGGCCACAAUAUUCCGAGCUGUAAUUGUAUUGAGUUGUCUAUUUUUCGCUGUAAUCGUUCCACAUUUCGCUAAAUUCAUGGGCUUUAUAGGCAGUUUGGUUAGUCCGUGGAUGAGUUUCAUUUGCCCGUGUAUAUUCUAUAUCAAACUUAAAUUUCAAUAUCUAUCAACACUUCAAAUAUUUACAUGCGUUACAAUUGCUGUUAUUGCGUUUCUUUUUGGAAUAUUUAUGGCGAUUGCAUCAACAACAGAACUUUUACUGACUUUUGCAACUUCAUUUCCUUAAAUUACCAUUUGUUUUGUAAAUAUACGAAUCAUCAAAUUAUUUUAUGCCAGCAAUUGCAAACGUUAUAAAACCCCGGAGGACACAUUCGGGCCCAAAAAAAGUGUUCGCUUAAGGGGUGUCCUAAAUCAAAAACGUGAAAUUUCCCUUUAAUAGGGGUUUUGCCACGUAGUGAUAAAAUGAAACAUAGAUUCUUUAGAAUUUUAUUUCAGUGGAAUUAAGAAUGAGCUACAAUAUAAAAUAAAAUAAAUUAAACUAAAGUGCAACAAUAAUUUGCAAUUCAAAUACAAUAUAUUUUAGAUGAAAUCAAAAUAAAUAUAAUUAAAACAAAAAAAGUUGUACAUUGUUGCCGAUUCCAGUGCUAUGACAAACACAGCAGAAUGAAUAGCGUAAUGACUUAGAAAUCAGGGUGAUGGUUAUGCUCUGGAUUUGAAUCAAAAUAUGAAUGUAAACAAAUAAAUGCCAUGAUUAAGAGUCAAAUCUCAUAUGAAGGUACGAUGAAAAAUAAUAAAUCCCAUGAUUUCAUAAAAUACGAAGUAACACACACAGUGGCCCUAUAUCGAUAUUAAUUUUAAGGGUCAAUGAAAAACGUUCAUUUUAUCGUUCAAAAAUUAUCAAAAUAUGAAUUUGAAUGAAAUUCCUAUUUUUAUUUUGAAUCUAUUGUAGAUGCAGUGAUACAAUAACAAACAAUAGUGAUACGAGCAAAAAAGUGUCCCAAUAAUAGGGGUUU
Anneissia japonica is the source of this 2419-nucleotide messenger RNA. RefSeq names its product amino acid transporter AVT1E-like. Gene Ontology annotation, cellular component: vacuolar membrane. The transcript is spliced from 5 exons. Gene Ontology annotation, molecular function: amino acid transmembrane transporter activity. Gene Ontology annotation, biological process: amino acid transmembrane transport. Bases 262 to 1692 code for a protein of 476 amino acids. The record is from RefSeq and is a predicted model, not a curated record. Lineage: Eukaryota; Metazoa; Echinodermata; Crinoidea; Comatulida; Comatulidae.